Mytilus californianus (California mussel) is the source of this 2753-nucleotide messenger RNA. Its product is annotated as 2-hydroxyacyl-CoA lyase 1-like. Gene Ontology annotation, cellular component: peroxisome. Gene Ontology annotation, biological process: fatty acid alpha-oxidation. The transcript has 18 exons. The record is from RefSeq and is a predicted model, not a curated record. Gene Ontology annotation, molecular function: thiamine pyrophosphate binding; catalytic activity; magnesium ion binding. NCBI's taxonomy places the organism in Eukaryota, Metazoa, Mollusca, Bivalvia, Mytilida, Mytilidae. The coding region runs from base 8 to 1729 and encodes 573 amino acids.
UUACAAAAUGGCAGACGACAUGAAAGCCAUGGAUGGCGCUCAUAUACUUUGUACUGCACUGAAAGCUCAGGGAGUUGAGUACAUGUUUGGAAUUGUUGGAAUUCCAGUCACAGAAAUAGCAAUGGCAGCACAGGAACUGGGAAUAAGAUAUAUUGGGAUGAGAAAUGAACAAGCAGCAUCCUAUGGUGCUUCAAUCAUUGGCUAUAUGACAAGAAAACCAGCUGUUUGCCUGGUUGUCUCAGGACCAGGACUGGUACAUGCCUUAGCUGGCAUGUCAAAUGCUAUGGAAAACUGUUGGCCAAUGAUUGUGAUUGGUGGAUCUAGUGAACAAGAUCAGGAAGGGAUGGAUGCCUUUCAGGAGUGUCCUCAGGUUGAUAUUGCACGUCCUUUCUCAAAAUAUGCAGCAAGACCAAAUAAGGCAGAAAGAAUUCCUUUUUAUGUUGAAAAGGCAGUAAGGUGUAGUACCUUUGGAAGACCAGGUCCUGUGUAUUUAGAUUUUCCAGGAAACAUGAUUAAUCAGAAUGUCCUUGAAAAAAAUAUCAGUCCUUUUGUUGUAUGUCCAUCACCUCCAUUGACCUUAGCUGACCCAGAAAAAGUCAGAGAUGCUGCAGAUUUAUUGUACUAUGCCCAGAAACCUCUUGUCAUUAUUGGUAAAGGAGCUGCAUAUUCACAAGCAGAAAAUUCAGUCAGAGAGCUAGUGGAAGGUUGUAAACUGCCAUUUUUACCAACACCAAUGGGUAAAGGUGUACUACCAGAUGAUCAUCCAUUGUGUGUUGCUCCAGCAAGAUCAAAAGCAUUGCAAGAAGCUGAUGUAAUAGUGUUACUAGGUGCUAGGCUCAACUGGAUACUGCACUUUGGUCUACCUCCAAGAUUCAAUCCAAAAGUCAAAAUUAUCCAGAUUGACAUACAUGCAGAACAGAUGGGAAAUAAUGUACAGUCUGCUGUCUCUCUAGUAGGAGACUGUAGUGCUAUAGUUCAACAGAUAAAUGAAGUUUAUGGAAAAAUGCCAGGAAGAUUUGCUUUCAGUCCCAAAUCACCUUGGUGGAAAACAUUGACCUCUAAAGUUCAAGCCAAUCAGCAAUCAGUACAGCAAAUGAUAGAUGACAAAUCUGUUCCAAUGAAUUACUUUGCUGCAUAUGAUGAGAUAAGAUCACUACUACCAAAAGAUUGCAUUAUUGUCAGUGAAGGAGCUAACACAAUGGACAUCAGUAGGACCAUGAUACUGAACAGUUUGCCUAGACACAGAUUAGAUGCUGGAACGUAUGGAACAAUGGGUGUAGGACUUGGAUUUGUUGUUGCUGCAGCAGCUUGGUGUAAGGAUCAUACACCAAAUAAAAAAGUCGUAUCCAUUCAAGGAGACUCAGCUUUUGGAUUUUCUGGUAUGGAGUUAGAGACAAUAUGUAGAUACAAACUGCCAGUUAUAAUGAUAAUUAUGAACAACAAUGGCAUUUAUAAUGGAUUGGAUGGAGAGUCAUGGGAAUCACUACAAGAUAUGGACCUUCCUUUAAGCCUUCCUCCAUCAUGUUUGACUGUUGAUGCUCAUUAUGAGAGAAUGAUUGAAGCUUUUGGUGGCAAAGGAUAUUUUGUCAGGACUGCAGCUGAAUUGAAAUCUAGUCUGACUACAGCAUUAAACAGCAAAGAUCAAAUCUCACUGUUAAAUGUGAUGAUAAAUCCACAAGCUCAAAGAAAACCCCAGGACUUUUUCUGGCUGACAAAAUCCAAGAUGUGAUAACUUUAUUUUUAUGUUUGCUGCUUAUGGAUUUAAUGGAGAACCAUGGACAAACGCAUUGUGUAAUUUAAAUAAUUGUAAAUUCUAAUAUUUUUAAUCAUAAUAAUUAGAAUGAUAAUUAUAUUGCCAAUUACAAUAGAAUACAAAAAGAAAGUAAAAGUACAAGAGAAAAUUCAAAUAAAACUCUUUUUAACCACCAACAUCAUUGUGAACUUCCAAUGAUGUAACAGACAUUAGAAUUUCAAAAACUAUCAUAUAUUAUGGUGUUUUUUAAGGAAGUAUCUGAAUAAUAGUCCAAAAAAUGCUCCAAUCAAUAUGUUAUAGAUAUCAAAAAUUGUCCACUUUACCAAAUUCCAGAAAGAACAAAAGUCUUAAACUUUUAACACAAGACAACAUAUGGCUAGGUUACAUUUAGUUUUUAUUAUUUAUCUAGAUUUGUAUCUUCUUACAGGGUUUAUGAGAUUUGAACAUUGGUAAACUAAUGUUGCAUCUAAUUUACAGACAUGAUUUGUGUCAGGCUGAACUGUCUCUUUUUAUAUAUAACCCUUAACCUUGUAAUCUAAAUCAUAGAAUAACAGAAAGUACAUGUAAGAACAUACACAAGAAAUCAGGUGAGAAAAACCUUGUAUAAUAAACGAUAAUAACACAGGUUAAAGCAAGAGCUUAUUAACCAUAAAACUUAUCCCAUCCAUAACAUUAUCUUAACAUUGUACCUCAAUGCAGUCUUAUAUAAAUGGUAUCUGAGUUUGCCUAUUACAACGUUACUGGCACUAGUAUCUAACAACAUUAUAGGUCACAUUUCAAUGACCCGAAGUCAUGAAUGUUCAUUAUUUUAGGUUCUUUCAAUCAAAAGCCAGACUAAUAAAUGGUAUUUGGUUUGUAACACAAAAUAAUGUAGUUGAUUGAACUUGAUUCAGUUGUUUACCUUUUAAAAUUAAUUUCCUAACAGCUAGAAGCGGGAAUAAGAUUGGUUAAAAAAAACAUUUAUUAAUAUUAUUGAUCUCUAAUUCCCACCUUCUGUAAA